GAAACCCGAUUUGAUUUAAAAAAAAAAAAAUACUUGAAAAAGAGCACCUAGCGGAACGAGACGACGAACCCCACCGAUCGAUCUGGUCGCCUGAAUCUCUCGACGCCGGCAGCGACUUCGCCGGAUUCCAUACAAGCAUUUCCUUCCUUAUUUUUUAUAGCAUCGGUGAUCUCCUUUCUUCACCGCUUCCAGCUGCGUCCCGAAUUCUUCUGCUCAUGUUUUCAUGGGUCGGAAUGACCUAGGGUGUGGGUACCGCGGCUCUGCCAUUUCCGGCGGUGGAGCUUCUGAUGUUCGAUUUGUUUCCCCUGUCCCUCCUUUCGCCGCUCUCGACCUUCCUUCGGUUCUGGCUCCCGGGGAGUAGUCGACGGCCGCCGGGCUCUCAAAACCCCGUCUUGCGAAUGCGAGGAAGAAGCGCGCAUCCUCCCGUGUGAGGAUGGAUGUGAUUUUGGACACUGAGGAUGAAACAGGGUUCAAUCCCUUUCGUUACGGUGCGGCAGUUGCUGCAUCGGAUGCUCCCGGGCCGAAUGAGUUUGGAGGAACGCACAGGCAUCAGGAGAAGUUCAUCAAGCCAUUUCAUGCCAAAGAGGAGGAGAAAGUUUCAGAGAAUUCGGAAUCAGGUGAGUUUGAGUCUUUGAAGCAUGGAGUUGAUGCUGGUGGUUUUGUCUUUUGGAAUGGCACGAAGACAAGCUCCAGGUUGGAGCAGAGCACCGAAUAUUGUGCUUCGGAGCCGGAGCAUGGUGAUUUUGAGUCUAAUCCAACAUCCAGAAAUUUAGGAGCUGAGAAUACUGCAUUUAGCCAUGACAGAAGUGGUUGUGAUUCUGCUGCUGAUAUAUUCCUGCUUGGGAGGGAAUUGAAGGAAGACACUAGUUCCAGUCAAACUAUGCCAGUGGUUGAUCCAAAUUUUGGUAAUUUCACAUCAACUAAAUCUGAAAGUUCUGGAUUUGAUUUUGGUGCUGAAUCGUCAGCAAAUUUCAAUUGGGAUAAUACUGGGGAGCUGAGUAAGAAGGGCAGUUUGGAUACGUUUUCAUUAGUCGACAGCAAGGAGAAAAGUUUGAAACCUAAUUUGACUACUGAGAGUUUUGGCAAUCUAGAUUUUGGUAGUUGUCAGUUAGGGAAGUAUAAAAGUGCUCCAUUUGCCGGAGAGGUAAUUAAUAGUUUUAAAAGUGAAAGACCUAAUAAACAAUCAAGCGAAACAUCUUCCUUUGCGGAUAGAACGCCCAUGCAUUCUGAUUCAAUAGGUCUGAGCACAGGUGAUACCUUGAAUUGUGGCAAGCUGCUGAAUCCUGGGGUUCCAUUUGUAAAUAGUUUUGUACCUAGAAAGCUUGAAAACACCUUUGUUUUUGGGACAAAUUCAGCAAGCAAUUCAGAUUCAAAAGAUAGUGUUGCUAAGAGCAUUAGACAACCUGUAAAAAGUGGAAUUUGUGAUGAUUUUUCUUCCAUAUUUAAUAGUAGGGUGCGUAUUUGUUCUAAUUCAGCUGAUAGUUCUUUUAAAGCUUCUGAUAGUCCUUCAUUCUCUAGUCUUCAUGAUCAAAUGGAGAAGCUGAAUUUGCAAAAUUCUGAUGAUGCUAUUCUUUUUGAAAGGAUUAACCAAGGCGAAGAGGAUACUAGAUUAAAUUCUGCUAAUUUUUUCGUGUUUGGUAAUAGUAAUUCUGCUCCGAGCAGCUUUCAUGCUGAAUUAGAGAAGCUGAAUUUGCAAACUCCUGUUGAUAAUAUUAAUACAGAAAGGGGAAACCAAGCCGUUGAGAGUGCUAAACUUAAUUCUAUUAAUCCUUUCAUGUCCCAUGAGUCUGGUCCUAGUAGCUUUCAAAAUGUAAUGGAAAAGUUGAAUUUGCAAAGUUCUGGUGAUGAUUUUGCUUCUCAAAAGAGAAACCAAGAUGAUGACUACACAAAACAUGAUCCUGUUGAUGUUUUUGUGUUUGGUGAAUGUUUUCCUAGUAAUCUUCAUGAUGAAAUGGAGAAGUUGAAUUUGCAAGAUUCAGGUGAUGAUAUAUCUUCCAAAAUCAGAAACCAAGCUGAUGAGAGUACAAAACACAAGAUGGCUAGUUCUUUUGUGUUUGUUAAUGACAAGUCUUCUUAGACUUCCUCUGGCUGUAGUCCUGUAAAUCCAUCAACUGAGAAGGAUAAUAAAGUGGAGAUUCAGAGAGAGCUAGAGUCAGAUAAUGUCAGGACUGUCUUCAAUUUCACAGGUAUGCCCGAGCAAGCAGGAAUUACACACAGAAUUUAGAAGUUCAAAAACUACAGAAGACCUAUUGAAGGAGACUUUAUUUUCUGGAUGAUGUCAAACAUUCAUUGGAAGGAAGGCUGAUUGUAAAGAUUUCAGAAUGAGAAAAAGAAAUAGUAAACUAAAAAAUAUCAUUCUACCACAUCAAACCUUUGCUCAAACAUUUUCCUCCAUUGAAGAAGUGUUUGAAAAUAAAUAUCCAGAUUCUGUUGAUUGUUGCUUAUCGAUGGAUUAUUCUCCUUAUCAAGAGAACUUAGUUGCUGUGCCAAGUUAAGAGAAGAUUCAGUACCAUCAGGUAAAUCCAAACAUGUUGCCUCAACCCAGGCAUCUAUCGAUACACAAAAAUCAAUCCGUUUAGAUGAAACUGAAUGCCUUAUUUCUACCACACAAAACUUGAAUAACACUGGAGAUGAUCCAACACAUGGUGAACUAAAUCAAAAUGAUUCCGUAGAUUAUUUAGACAGAGAAUUUGGUCUCAAAUAUUCAGAAAAAUUUGUUCCAAAGUCUGAAACUGAGUAUGUUGCUUGUGGAACUAGCAUUGCUGCAACAGAAAUUGAACCUCUAGGUGCUAGUCAGGGAGGAACAUGCUUUACUUCAAUUCUUCAGUAGAAGACUUUGAUGGUGAAAAUUUUAUGUUUGGUGCAUCAUCUUUUGAUUCAAAGUCCAUUGUCAGCUUCAAAGUAUCAACGCUGAAAGAAAAACAAGAUGAAAGUUGUUCAUGAGAUUUUAAAUCCUAUUUCAAAUUUUGCUCCCAUGGAUACAUCAAUGAAUAUUCUUCAAAUUCCCAGCAAGUCAAUGCAACCAAACCAUGCAAGAGUAAAAAAAAUGUGAGCAAUACUGGAGAUGGCACAAAUACCAGCCUCGAGGUCAAGAAAGAGUUCAUUAUUUCUGACCCUGGAAGAGUAGCAUAACAGGAAGCUUGUGAAAAGUGGAGACUUAGGGGUAAUCAAGCUUAUGCAGAAGGACAUCUUCUCGAAGCCGAAGAGUACUAUACACGAGGGCUGAACUCUAUCUUUUAGAAAGAAAAUAAUCAAAGCUGAAAUCAAGCAUUGAUGUUGUGCUAUAGUAAUCGUUCAGCUGCACGAAUUUCCCUUGGAAGAAUAAGAGAUGCUCUUAAUGACUGUAUGCUAGCUAUUACAAUAGAUUCCAGCUUCCUCCGGGCUCAAGUCAGGGUUGCAAGUUGCCAUCUCACACUGGGUGAAGUUGAUGAAGCAAUAAAAUUUUUUAAUGACUGCUUGCUCUCAAAACAUGAUGGGAAUCUGGAUGAAAAAAUAUUGACAGUCUUCUGAUGGACUUCAGAAAGCUCAGGUAGCACUUGAUCUAGUUCUUGUGCUGAUUACUUGGUCUUCUGAUAUAACAUGGCUGAUGUAUGGUUUCUAUUACAUGCAAAAUGACUUAUGAGAUUGCCUCAAUAACGGUUAAACCAGUAAGGACCUGCAGGAUCAGAAAGAUUUUGUGAUAUCUUUUGAGAAAAUG
Molecule: messenger RNA, 3697 nt
Organism: Zingiber officinale
Lineage: Eukaryota; Viridiplantae; Streptophyta; Magnoliopsida; Zingiberales; Zingiberaceae
Exons: 3
Coding region: 434-2077 (547 amino acids)
Source: RefSeq, a predicted model, not a curated record